ACCCUGCCCUUGAAGAACCCACGACCAAGUUUCUGGCAGUGAUAGGCUACACUUCGUCUCACCCCGUUCUCGUUUGACCUAGACAUGCACCCCAUCUUGGGGCGCAUUACCAUUGGCUUCGUGCUAUUUCUCAUCCUUUUCCCCAUCUUAACUUGCCAGAUCUUCAUUAUAUGGCCCUGGUAUGGCCGUGAGCUAUCCGUAGAGCUUAUAACUCUCCUUGUGCCAUUCAAUGGUCUCGCUGGGAUGCUACUCUGGAACUACUACCUGUGUAUAUUCACCGAUCCCGGGCAUGUUCCGGAUGGUUGGAAACCGGACACGCAAUCAGGCGAAGGGUACGAGGUUAAAAGGCUGACGGGUCGCCCUCGCUACUGCCGUACCUGCGAAAAGUACAAACCUCCAAGGUCUCAUCAUUGCCGACAGUACCACCACUGUCCUUGGGUGAAUAACUGCAUCGGCCAUUUCAAUUAUGGACACUUUAUUCGUUUUCUCUUUUACGUGGAUGUUACUUGCUCGUAUCAUCUGGCUAUGGUCUCAUGCAGAGUCAUGGCCUCAUCUGGAAGACGGUACUAUGACGAGCCAACGGGCGCUGAUCUGAUCUUCAUCAUAUUGAACUAUGUUUUCGUUGUCCCCGUGAUCCUUGUAGUUGGAGCCUUCAGUCUAUUGGGUAAUACCACGACUAUUGAAGGCUGGGAGAAAGAUAAAGCUGCGAUGCUACGACGACACGGCAAGAUCGAAGAGGUUAAGUUCCCAUAUGCAAGUAUUUACUUCACGAAUCUCGGCGUUAGGCGUAAUAUUGCCUCAAUCCUCGGAAACAAUCCACUCUUGUGGUGUUUUCCAACCGUCCCUCCUGGAACUGGGCUUAGAUACCAGCUUUCAGUUGCUGAUGCUCUUCCCGAUAGUCCAUGGACAUACGAAAACGGCGAUGUCAAUCCCAAUCUGCUACCGUCAAGUGGUAAGCUACGUGCUGUCAACGGCAACCGGCAUAAAGAUCCUGUUUCUGCUUUGCCACCGUACCACCCAGAUUACCAGGAUCCUGGAGUCGAUGCCUAUCCUGAACGACCAUAUUCUCCUGAUAGUGAUGCGGGGUAUUCAGAAGAUGGAUACUCUGGAGCCGUCAAGACGCGUCGGGGCUCGGAGGGGUACGAGGCGCGCCCCGUAAAUCGGGAACAGAUGUUUCAAGAAUACGUGCAGAGCCAGAUCAAUGAGGCUGGUCGAUACCAAGUGUAUGAGCCUGAACACUCUCUAGAGGGUGACGAGGAUUUUGAGGAGGAGGAUUUCGAGGAGGAAGAAGAAAACGAAACAGAAAAAGAUGAGCUAUCUGCGGAGGUCGGGGAUGCUGGGACAUUCUCGGACGAUGACGUUCCUCUCGCAUUACGGUGAUGGCUAUUGGACUUUAUAUCAUGCUGCUCACUAAGGACUUUGGGAAACGGACUGUGUAUUGCAUUACAAGCGAGAUUAAUAGAAUAUAGGU
Molecule: messenger RNA, 1471 nt
Organism: Suillus paluster
Lineage: Eukaryota; Fungi; Basidiomycota; Agaricomycetes; Boletales; Suillaceae
Product: DHHC palmitoyltransferase-domain-containing protein
Exons: 10
Coding region: 85-1380 (431 amino acids)
Biological process (GO): protein targeting to membrane; peptidyl-L-cysteine S-palmitoylation
Cellular component (GO): endoplasmic reticulum; Golgi apparatus
Molecular function (GO): protein-cysteine S-palmitoyltransferase activity
Source: RefSeq, a predicted model, not a curated record